AUGGGGAACAAGAAGAUUGCAGCGCAACUGGAGAAGCUGAAGGGCGACGACUGGGACUCGGACAGCGACAAUGAGACGCCUGUCGCGUCUUCGUCCACUUUUGACAGCAAAAACGAUCUGGUAAAGCUCCCGGCGGACGCAGACGCCAGUGCCAGUGCGAAGGAGUCUGGCGGCAAGAAACGCAAGAGCAAGAUGCAGCGCAAGAAAGACGCGACGGCAGUGUCUCAGCAGAAGACGGAUGGGAAGGUGAAGGGCCAGUCGUCGAACGUUAUUUAUCUCGGCCGCAUCCCCCACGGCUUUUACGAGAAGCAGAUGAUGGGCUUCUUCAAGCAAUUCGGCAUUGUUCGCCGUAUACGACUGUCGCGCAACAAGCGCACGGGCAACUCGAAGCACUAUGCGUUCAUUCAGUUUGACGAGCCCGAGGUGGCGCAAAUUGUGGCCGACACGAUGAAUCAGUACCGACUCUUUGACCAUACGCUCUCGUGCCACAUCGUGCCGCCACAUGCCGUCCACGAACGCAUGUUUCUGGGUGCAAACACAGAGUUCAAACCGCAUCCUCGAACUGCAAUCAACCGCAAUCGCCACAAUGCGGAGAAAACGUACGAGCAGACGGUGGUCAACACGAAGCGUCUGGUGGCAAAGGAGCGCCAGAAACGCAAGGUGCUCAAGGCACUUGGCGUUGACUACGAGUUCCCUGGAUAUGAGGCGCAGAUUCCUGUCAAGAAGCAGCACAUUGUUUUCACAUAA
This is a messenger RNA of Hyaloperonospora brassicae, 747 nucleotides long. NCBI's taxonomy places the organism in Eukaryota, Oomycota, Peronosporomycetes, Peronosporales, Peronosporaceae. The record is from the annotation of a GenBank genome assembly.